This is a messenger RNA of Symbiodinium sp. CCMP2456, 1158 nucleotides long. The record is from the annotation of a GenBank genome assembly. Lineage: Eukaryota; Dinophyceae; Suessiales; Symbiodiniaceae.
AUGGGGGUCAGCCACUCCAUGGACAGAGAGCAGGUUGACGAGGUGCUCACGCAGUUUGAGGCCACCACAGCCUCGAUCAAAGGAAUUGAGUCAAAGAUGUCAAAGGUCAACCAUUACAUGGAGGCAGUGCAGGCUCAACGCCGCAACCUGAGCGCCCACGCCGAGGUCACUAGCAACCUCAUAGAUGGCCUGGGUGCAUCCAUUGCGGAUCAAAGUGAAGCUAUUUUCGACUACUUCACAUCCAGCUUCGACUAUUUCGCCGGACUGGUGGAGACGCUGGAGACUUCGCUUUUCAACUUGAAGCUCCAGGAUGCGCCGCGGCAGAUGCAACAAGAGUUUGGGCCGUUGCUAAUGCCAGCCGUGGUGCUGAUGGUCAUCAUUACGGGAAGCAACUGCUACUUCGGCUUCCUGCUGGCCAGCGAUGACCAGCUCUCCGCGGAGUUGAUCGCAGGAGUCGGACAAAGCACCGGGAAUUCUACUGACUCCGCUGCACUAAGCGAGAUGAACAUUCUCAAUCUUUUUGCCAUCGGCCACGUUGUUCUCAUAGGCUUGGCUGUCGUAUACAUCGUCGUCGAUCUCCUCCGCAGGCGUUUUCAGCGCCAGCGACGGAAGCGAAAACUACGCGGCAGACGCCGAAGCACAGGCAGCGUCGUACUUGGCUCCGACGACUCGGAGGAGGAUGAGUUUGCCGAGAAGGACGAAACAGAUCCUCAGUCUCCAAGCCCGAGAGCCCAGCGGAACCUGACGGAUGCUUCUGCGAAGACAGAAUCGACGAUCAGAACGCCAGUUUCGCAAAUGCUGAGGCGGCUGCAGCAGGUGGCAACGAAGCCAAUUCACUCUGAGGUGCAAAUCAAGAAGUUCUUCAGCUUGAGCGCACCUGAGAAAAGUCAGAGUGGACGAACUAGCCAGGACUGGCUAGGAGAAUGCCGCAUUUGCGACCACCAAGUGGACGUGCACGUUGCUGCGACAGCAACCUCGCAAGUCUUGCAGACGCUCCACGCUGGCAAGACGGUCCUUGUUGUUCAGGCCAUACGUGGUGGACGAGGGAAAGUGUGGGGUCGCCUCACGAAGCCACCAGGCUGGAUCUUGCUGGCCGACUCGACAACUGGCUAUGCGGCAGCAUCGAAGGUGGCCGGUCCCGCUCAAAGCAGCUCCUAG